UCACUAAUACAGUCCAAUCCAAAACCACUCUCGUCUUCGUCUACUCAUCUCAUAACACAUGAUAUGAAUAAAUAUGACAUAAAAUCACAGUAAUUUGAUUAAAGCUUCCAAAUUUAUUUUCAAUACGUCCACUUAAGUUAAAACUUAAAAGUCCAGUUGGAGGAUGACACCAUUUGGGUUACGUUACGUGUUUGUGUGCGUAUGCAUAUAUUACAUUUAGAUCUAUGAUUUUGGCAAUGGAAACUGCCUAAAAGCAUACCAAAAUGCUGAACUGAAGAGAGACUAAUGUAGUACUCUUCUAGUGUAGACAUCGGAUUUGUUACCUAUCUCUCUUUUUUCUCAGAAACGAUGGAGAUACCAUGUUGGGUUCGUACUUUGGUGGCUCAACUAGCUCUCUGCUUCGCUCUCUACUGUGCCUUUCAACUGGGUCAUCCUCAAAACUCAGUAUACAAUGGCAGAAGUGAGGGUAGACCUCUUGAUUUGUAUUUUAUAAGCGUUAGAGGAGGCUUUAGACCUGUAAACCAACAGACCCAUCUUCUGGAACAGAUGGAGAGGGUGGUGAAGACCUACAAAGCAAGGUUUGUGGUAAAUAUUGGAGAACUUGGGGAAAACGAUCCGCUCUUGCAGAAUGCUUCUCAGUUGGUCUCCUUGCCGAAGAUUCCCUGGUACACCACUAGAGUUUCAAAAUCACAUGAAGAAAGGGGUUACUUCUUAAAGCAAGUCAGUGUAUCAUAUGGGAGAACCUUAAAUAUUAUUGGGCUGAAUACUGGUUUAUUACAGUCACCCAUCUUACGAUUGAACCUCUCUCUUCCCAUACCCACCCCACACCCCCAGGAGACUGAGGACAAUCAAUUACACUGGCUGACAAGAACACUAGAAGAGACCAGUGGCAACUGGCGCAUUGUUGUUGGAUUCCACCCAUUGGCUGUCUGCAAAGAAAGGGAUGAGGAAACUAAGACAAACCAAGUUUUCGAGACUCUCCAGCAGACUCUCAUGACAUUUGAAGUGAAUGCAUAUAUAAGUGGACAAGAUUGCUCACAUCAAGGUAGCAUUGGUUACAUUGAGAAUCCGGGCCCAAAUGUCAAAAAACCUUUCCUUUCAUUUUCAAAUGAAAGAUCAGAAUCUGAAAGGACACCAGUUGACGGGUUCCUGCUUCACAGAGUCAGCUCCCUUGAGAUUGUUACUUAUUUUGUUAGCUCAGCUGAUGAGGCAGUGCACAGAAGUGUUCUCCAACAGAGGGGUAAAGAGGUCAUGUAGAUCUCUAACUCCCUACUCUUGGGAGUUUUUUCAAAUUUUUAUUAAUAUAUGUAAAUUAUAAUAUUUGAACCUAAAUUCCAUUUAUUUAUGAGAAAUCACCACAAUCCUUUUUUUGGCAGUUGUAAAAGCCAGUUUCUUUUUGUAUUAAUAAGAAAUAUAUAGGAGGCUUAACCUUUAAGACUCCCACAUACUCAUCCACUCAA
Messenger RNA from Humulus lupulus (European hop), 1460 nucleotides. RefSeq lists its product as uncharacterized. Gene Ontology annotation, molecular function: ferric iron binding; ferrous iron binding; acid phosphatase activity. Bases 349 to 1257 code for a protein of 302 amino acids. NCBI's taxonomy places the organism in Eukaryota, Viridiplantae, Streptophyta, Magnoliopsida, Rosales, Cannabaceae. The record is from RefSeq and is a predicted model, not a curated record. The transcript has 9 exons.